AUAGCUUAGCCGGUAGAGCUGCAAUUGGUGGUGAUUAUGGUAGCGGUUUUGGUUUAUUUAUUGGCUAUAGGAAGUCUACACUUAGCCACGUCAGAUACUUUGGAGACAAUUACUUCGCACAAUUUUCCCGGGGAGAAGCAUCAAGUGGUGACCACCGAUGGCUACAUCCUAACCCUGUUCCGCAUCCCAUAUUCGCCGACUCUUCACAAUGAAAAGCUUCCCAAGAAGGUUGUCUUUCUUCAGCACGGCAUCUUGGGUUCUUCAGAUUCCUGGUUGCUGACAGGUCCUCGAUAUGCUCUGCCCUAUGUGCUCUCUAAUUCUGGCUAUGAGGUUUGGCUGGGCAAUUCUCGGGGAAAUCUUUACGGACGUAGACACAAGAAGUUGAGCCCGGAAAAGGAACAGUUCUGGCAGUUCACCUUCCACGAGCUGGGAGUCUACGACCUACCCGCCCAAAUAGAUUAUGUGCUGAACAUCACUCAACAGAAGGAACUCCAAUUUGUGGCCCACUCUCUCGGAGGCACUGAGUUUUUAGUGAUGCUCUCGGAGAACCCGCAGUACAACCGAUUCUUCAGGUCCGUCCAUUUGUUGGCUCCGUUGGUCUUCUGUACUCACCCAAAAUCGAAGCUUUGGUCCAUGGUUGCAAAGGCGGCUCCCUUGUUGACGGAUGAAGAGUACUCGGCCGGUAGCUUGACAUCCGGUGUUAUGAAUAUGAUUUGCAACAUUGCGAUUUCCUCCUUGUGCCAAAAUAUAAUGUUGGUGCUUAUUGGCGGAAAAUCAUCUUAUAUUACUGAUAAAAUCAAGCCCAGUAUCGCCUCCGUGGAGUCCACGGGUGUUUCAACUCGUCUGAUGAAGCACUUCGCCCAGCUGUAUGAGUCGGGUCACUUUGCCAAGUAUAGCUACGGAAAGGCGGAAAAUAUGAAAAAGUACGGUAGAGUCACUCCGCCGGAUUACAUCCUGAAGAAUGUGAUGCCGGCCGGACAGUUCUAUGUGUACCAGAGCGGAACGGAUGACCUGGUGAGCAAUGAGGAUUUGAACCAUCUGACCACCGCAGGGCUCAACUUUAUUGAGCGGCGUGUGUCAGUCGCUAAAUGGAAUCAUCUGGACUAUGUCUUUGCCAAGGAAGCUGAGAAACUAAUUUACCGGCAAAUCGUUACAAACAUGGCAAUGAGUCCUUCAAAAAGUCCUUGAAUUCAUGGCAAGAGUCGCUUUGCUUUGUUGAGCUUAAC
Molecule: messenger RNA, 1226 nt
Organism: Drosophila bipectinata
Lineage: Eukaryota; Metazoa; Arthropoda; Insecta; Diptera; Drosophilidae
Product: lipase 3-like
Biological process (GO): lipid metabolic process
Molecular function (GO): hydrolase activity, acting on ester bonds
Source: RefSeq, a predicted model, not a curated record